Messenger RNA from Durusdinium trenchii, 990 nucleotides. The record is from the annotation of a GenBank genome assembly. Lineage: Eukaryota; Dinophyceae; Suessiales; Symbiodiniaceae.
AUGAAGAAACACAGUCAAUGCAAGAGUACCCGGGAUGAGCAUCGCAUUGAGCACGUAACGUUGGGGUUCCACUGCGAGAUUGACAAACAAUGCCAAUCGGUGCUGCGAAGGACCUACCCUGGGCAGUGCCUUUUUGAUGAUAUCACCAAAAUGGACAUGGCGAGCAAGGUUGGUUUGUGCUCUUGUCAUGGCAAACUCUGCCAACUGCAGCCCAAACUGAAUGACACUGGCCCUGUCUGUGUGGACUACUCUUCCAUGGGCCUCCGAGCCAAGGAGAGGGGGCCGUCCGCUGCUGUGCACAAAGCAUACUAUUCUAACAUGGACUGCAGUUCAUGCCUCAUUUUGGUGAUUGAGAACGUGCCAGAGUAUGAAGAGCGGGUGGUUCGUGCAUCCCUAUCGAAACACUGGACGUUGGUGUCGGUUCGGAUAGAUCCCAGAAUCUUGGGAUUGGCAGCAGCCCGUGCCCGUGUCUUUAUCAUCGCUUACAGGAACGACAAACUUCGUUGGGUCUCCCCGUUUUCUUUGGCUUCCAUGGUGGGGUGCUUGAGUAGCCGUGUGGUCCUAAAGGCCAAGGACUACUUUUGGAUGAACCUGCCGCCAGCAGUUCUCAGCGAUGCGAAUGAAUCCAACCUGGCUGACUACAAUGAAAGCACCCGGUUUACCAUCGUUGAUUUGAAUCAGUAUGCCAAGAACGAUCGGGGGCGAGGAGAGACUCGAGAUGAUGCUCUGCCGACGCUUACAACCAACAGCGGCAAGCUCUAUAGCAAGGUUCACCGACGAUUCCUUGACGGAGUUGAAAUGAUGACGAGCCACUGUCUUCCUAUGACGGAUCAGCACAGCAAGAAAGCAAGGGCUCCAAAGCUCAUUUUCACAGGGGUGCCAACCACCCAUGUUGCAAAGAUGGCUGGCAAUGCAAUGAACGUGCCCAGCAUUGGAUGUGUUCUUUUGGCUUGUGCUCUGUCUUUGAAGCCGAAGGCAGCAAAGGCAUGA